CUCCCUAAGUUCUAUUUCCGUUUGGAAGGAAUUAAACAACCGGUUUUGUCUUAGGCCUUAGAACUACAUUUUGGUACUGUUUGAAAAAUUAGAUUGUAGAUUAAAUGAAAUUUGUUUGGAAACAAAGAUAGCAGAUUAAAUAUUUAUUAUUUAAAUAUUUAGUCAUUUAUUUCUUUUUCAUUUACAGAUUUUAUCGUCUAGAAACUUGGAUAGCAUAUUAAAUGAGAAUUAUUUGGAAAUACGAAUAUCAGAUUAAAUAUUUCUUUUUAUUUACACAUUUAUCCAUUGCAUUUCUUUCUUAUGUACAAAUCUGCCACUUCACUUAAAAUCAAAAAAAAAAAAUUAAUUACAAUGAAUUGUUGUUUCUUUUUGCUAAAAAUAAAAACACAAACUGUAAUAUAUACUCCCUCCGUUUCAAUAUAGAUGAUGUUUUAGAAGAAGUAUUUUGUUUCAAUUUACAUGAAGUUUUGAAGUUUUAAGGUUAACUUUAACUUUAUUGAAAAAUGUUCAGCCAAUUAGAUUUUACCAUCUUUUUUAUAAUUGGUUAAAUGAUUUAAAAACUAUAUUUUUAAAAAUAUUUUUUUACUUAGAUCUAACUUUCUUAAUCUUUGUGCACUAAGGCAAAACAUCAAGUAUUAUGAAACGGAGGAAAUAGUAUAUAUUAAUCUGCUACAAUAUAACUUUCAAGAAAACUAAAUAUCAUAAAUUAAUAAUAAUUCAUAAAAACCUACUGUAAAAAAUUAAAUAAUUUUUAAAUAAAUAAACAAAAAAAUCAAUAGGUUAAUAUAUGAAUAUUACAAUUACACUAAAUUGCAUCAAGUUAUAAAAUUAUAAAUAUUACGUACAGAUAAAAAAUUAUUAUCAAAUAUCUAUAUUAUAAUAUAAUAUAUUCUACUCUAAAUAUAUUUUACAAAACAUAAAAAUAUAAAUUGACAUUUUAUAAAAUUAUUGGUUUAUAAAUUUACAUUGAACGCAAGUUAAAUCCAAUAUCGCACGGGGACGCGGGUCAAGAUCUAAGAUCUAGUUAGGGUUAAUAAAAAAAGGAGUGAUGAUUAAAUUUUUAUAAGAUAUUGUGCUUAUACAAAGGUUUUAUUAGUUAAACAAAUCUUGAUGUCAUCCAUCUUAUGUAGUUAAAAUGCAUGAGUAAAUUUAAGUAGAAUAAAUUAAUUUUACCUCACAAUGAAGUAAAAGUGUCAAAAUUUGUAUAUUAUUAUAGUUGACACCUCAAUGAGCAUAAUAAAUCUCUGGUUCUAAGUACAUUUUUAUUUAUUACAAAAAUAUGAUUUUGAAAAUAUAGAUUUAUUUCCAUUAUACACUACUGCAAAAGGAAAUAAUAAGUCAAAGUCGAUGUAGCUUACCAUCUGUAACAUGAUUGUUGGUACAAUGUAUUAUGCACCAUAUAGGAUUAGGAAUAGAAAUAGGGACCAAACAAAAAAGGGAAAACAAAAAAUCACAAAUAAAAUUUUCAAUAUAAAAGCUAUAUAGCGUAUCAUGAAAAUUGAUUUGUUUUUAAACGUCUGUUAAGGUUUAUCUCUAGAAUAAACAAACUUUCGUCUUUAUCAAUGCUAGUUUGUGUGGUUAUAAAAACAUAAUCUACGACUUCAAGUUAAUAGUAUAUCAUCAUUCUAGUUUUGGUCUAACUUUUUAUAUAUUUGUAACAGAAUUGCUUAGAAAAUGAGCAUAGGAGAGAAAACCAGUGGUGGUUCAUCGUGGAGCAGGGAUGAUGAUAUUGCUUUUGAGAAAGCUCUAGCAAUUUAUGCCGACGAAACUGAGGAUCGCUGGGAAAAGAUUGCUGGAGUUGUUCAUGGAAAAACAUUGGAGCAAGUUUUAAAACGUUACGAGGUUUUACUACGUGAUGUUCUGAUGAUUGAAUUAAGCUAUGUAUCUCUUCCUGAGUACGAUUCUUCAGAAGGCACACAUGCCAAAGAUACAAACAUUUCGGAGUAUGGCAUCAUCGAUCGAAAAUGUGAGUAUACGCAAGAAUGCAAACCAAAACUAAAGCAAAGACGACGUAAGGGGAUUGCAUGGACACCGGAUGAACACAGCCAGUUUCUUAUUGGUCUGGAAAAAUAUGGAAAAGGUGAUUGGCGUAGUAUUUCUCGUCACUUGGUAGUGACAAGAACGCCAACUCAAGUCGCAAGUCAUGCUCAGAAAUAUUUCUCACGUCUUAACUCUAAGACCAAAAACAAAACGAGACAAAGCAUUCAUGACCGUGACGUUGGAGAAAGCAGUAACACCUCAGUAAUGCAUAGUCCGAACACAUGGCAAAACACUCAAGCCACUUCGCAACCAUCACAAGACCAUCAUCCUACAUAUAGCACACCAACCCUAUGGAACACACAAGCUACUUUACAACAACCACAAGACCAUCCUAUGUAUGGUACACCCACCAAAUGGAACAUGCAAGCCGCUUCGCAACCAUCGGUGAAUAUACCUAUCUAUGGCACCCACACCGUAGACCAAUCAAUGGUUGGACAUAGGGUCUCACCAUUCGGAACUAACAUGAACCGCUUGGCUCCACCUCACAUGGCUUACGGAGUUCAACAUCAUUCAGCACCUUACUCCUCGGUUUCAAGAGCACCUUACUCCUCGGUUCCUAGUGCACCGUUUAACAUGGCAGCUUCGUACAACAUGACAUAUGCACCUACAUCUCGUUAGAUAGGUCUGAGGCCUCUGUCUUAUAUGCUUGUUAAAGUGUAAAAUGGUAUAAAGAAACUUAAUAUUCAGUUUGACUUGUUAUUUCAAAUGAUUAAACAAGUUAUUUUCCUGUGUUUAUGCACGGAUAUAAAUAUUUACAAAUAAAUAUAUCAAAAAUUAAGAAUAUUAUAAUUUUAAUUAUUUUGUAAUAUAUGUGUAUAAUUUAUUUUAAAUAAUAUUAUAUUAUUUUAAGAGAAAUUCUCUAGGAUACUACUAAUUUUUUUAAAAAAAAUAUAUCAUACAAGUAUCACGAUGAUAAAAAUAUUUCAUUACAAAGUUAAAUAAACACUUAUAUCCAUAAAGUAAACUAAUAUAAAAUAUUUAGAUUACGUGUUCAUUGCUUAUGUUCGUCAUCUGCUACUCGAGGGAGUGGUUGCUCAGAUGAGCUUAUCUCCGGUAAAGUUCCUUGGUGGAAACAAAACAAAGAAGUGUCGCCGCAAAUCUAGAGAAGAAGAAGAAAGUAUAAUAACAAGCAGAACCAUUGUACCAAAUUUUAGUAAAAAGAAGAUAAAAACAAGAAGAGACAUUGGUACAUGUUACCAUACAUUAAGCAUAAUUGAUAUAGUUAUUGACAUAGUUUGAUAAUUGAGAUCAAGUUUUACGUAUAUUAUUUUACAUAGGAGUAUAUUAUUUUCACCAACCAAUAGAAUUAUGUUAUUUCAAAUUUGUAUCUUUUAUAAAAGGAAAUUAAACAAAAUAUUGUCAAGUUAUAUUAUGUUUUUAAAAUAAAAAAAUAAAAAAAUAAAAUAGUAGUAAUUACAAAAAAAAUAUUUUUAACGUCGUUAGAAAAAAGCUAAACCCUAAAUCCUAAUCCCUAAACCCUAAAUCCGAAACCCUAAACCUUUGGAUAAAUCAUAAACUCAAAUCAAAAGCACUAAAUACUAAAACACUCAAGGGUUUAGGAUUUUAGUGUUUAGUGUUUUUGAUUUAGAGUUUAUGAUUUAUCCAAGGGUUUAGGGUUUACCCAAAGGUUUAGGGUUUCGGAUUUAAGGUUUAGGGAUUAGGAUUUAGGCUUUAGCAUUUUGCUGAUGACAUUAACAAUAUUUAAAAAAAAAUUUCUUUUCUUUUGUAACUACUAUUUUUUUUUACCUUUUUAUUUUAAAAACAUAAUAUAACUUGACAAUAUUUUGUUUCCUUUUAUAAAAACUAUCAAAUUUGAAAUAACAUAAUCUUAUUGGUUGGUGAACCUAGUGAUUCAGCCUAGGGGAAACCCAAGAAUAAGUC
Messenger RNA from Brassica rapa (field mustard), 3921 nucleotides. RefSeq names its product transcription factor SRM1. The record is from RefSeq and is a predicted model, not a curated record. Gene Ontology annotation, molecular function: DNA binding. NCBI's taxonomy places the organism in Eukaryota, Viridiplantae, Streptophyta, Magnoliopsida, Brassicales, Brassicaceae.